CGCGCAGACCAGGGAAGCUGUGAGCUUCCCGCCAUGACUGCCACGCUGGGGCAGGCCCUGGGCUCCCUCCUGCCUACCCUUCUGCUGGGACUCGCAGCUGGGCAGCCAUUCAUCACCCUGACGGGCCCGGCGGAGAGGGCAGCCCCUGGAAACUCGGUGCCUUUCAACUGCACCGCCGGCCCCUUCAGCUCCCAGGACAUCAGUGUCACCUGGAUGAAGGACUGGGAUGAGCAUCCAGCCUCCGCUCAGCGCCUGGUGACUGAUGACAAAGGCAAUUACUCCAUCACCAGCAAGGUGUGGCUGACGCUGGUGCGCCAAGAUGUCUCGUCAGAGAUCACCUGCGAAGUCACCCACAGGGACCUGGCAGCGCCCCUGCACAGGACCAUGAACCUCUCCCAAGUGCUCCGAGUCGUUCCCACCGUGAAGAUCACCGCCCAGCCCUCCGAGGCGAACACCCCCCAUCAUCAGAGAGUGAAUCUCACUUGCCACGCCAGCCACUUCUAUCCCUCCCACCUGCACCUCACCUGGAUGGAGAACAGGCACACCGUCCACACCGUGCCGGCCCCCCAGGUCACCAGAAACGCAGAUGGGACCUACUCUCUGGCGCACACGUGGCAGGCAGCGGCCAAGCCCAACGGGAGCGAGUUUGCCUGCUGGGUGGUCCAGGAUGAGCAGCCCCCGGUCCAGGCCAACAUCACCCUGCGGGCUCAGGCGUCCCGGCUGAGGAAAGGCGGGAGCAGCUACUCUUACACCUUGCAAGGCCCCCCUCAGCGAUCAGAGCCGGGCACAAGCAUCCUACUGAAGUACACGUCCUCCGGAUUCCACACGCAGCACGUCACGGUGGCCUGGCUGAAAAACAACCACACGCUGCCGACCUCCCAGACCAGCGUCCACCUCAGCAGAGACACCUACAAUGUGAGCAGCAGCGUGCGCGUCCCCCUGCAGGCUGGGGACGUGCGCUCCCAAGUCUUCUGCCUCGUCAUGUACAAGUCGAAAUUGGCUUUCCAGAAAACCAUCAACCUGGACCAGUACCUCCGUGUUUCCCCUGCAGUGACAAUGUCUCAGGCUUCAAUGUCCUCGGACUUGGUAGCAAUUACUUGCCACGUGCAGAGAUUCUAUCCACAAAGUGUGCAACUCACCUGGCUGGAGAACUGCGAUACAUUCAAGGGAGCUGAGCCAUCCACACCCAAGAAGAAUGUUGAUGGGACCUACACCCUGGAAAGCUUGCAAUGGGUGAAUGCAUCAGGGCACGGGUCUGAGAGGGUAUUCACCUGUAAGGUACAGCAUGAGGCACAGCCUUCCAUCUGGGCCAACCUCAUACUGUCCCCAGCAGCCCACGGGACAUACAAGCCCAUUGAAAACCCAGGUCCAGAGACACCUGCCCUUAUCUUUGUGGCUUUCCUACUGGGCCUCAAGCUGCUGCUGGUGACGAGUUUCACAGUCACCUACAUCCACAGGUGGUGGAACCUGUAACAGGUAAAUUGGGGGGAGGCCUUAGUCAUGAGGGAGGAGGUCAGGGCCAUUGUCAGGGGCUGGCAAGAGGAGUCCAGGGCAUACCCACAAAGUCACAUGGUUUCUACAAGGUGAUCCAGCUUCAAGAAGUUUGUGAACACUUAUUUUCUCCAAACGGCUCUUGGAAUUGUAAGAGCUUUUAACUCUCAUGCAUUUUGUAGUGCCCUGGUGUUUGAAAGUUUUCAAAUUCAGUUCCUUGGGACCCCAGAGUGUACAAGUGGGAUGAAGGCCAAAGCUUUGAGACCCAGUUUGGGUCUCAAAGAGUCCCCCCAUAAACUACUAUAUAUUUUGGUUUUUAUAUAUCUUCGGAAUGAAUAAGAAAGU
Myotis daubentonii (Daubenton's bat) is the source of this 1836-nucleotide messenger RNA. Its product is annotated as tyrosine-protein phosphatase non-receptor type substrate 1-like. NCBI's taxonomy places the organism in Eukaryota, Metazoa, Chordata, Mammalia, Chiroptera, Vespertilionidae. The record is from RefSeq and is a predicted model, not a curated record.